AUGCCGGCAUUAAUGGUGGGAUCACUCAUCCUAGAAUCAAGGGCCGUAGCCAUGCACAGGAGACUGUAUUUCACCCUGCUGAUCAUUGCCUUUCCUCCCUGCCUUUCAAUUCCUACAGCCACAGCAGUUACAGAGUCAGGCUUGGGCCCAGUGAGCUGUUCCGACUGCCACGAUAAUGCCACCUGCGAGGAGCGGGAAGGCUCCCCCAUGUGCUCCUGCAGGGCCGGGUUCACGGGCAAUGGCCUCACGUGCUCCGAUGUGGACGAGUGUACUUCCUCCAGGGCUGACCGCUGCCUGCCAGACAGCUGCGUGAACCAACCGGGCACCUUCCACUGCCGCUGCCCAGCUGGCUUCCAGUUCACCCCCGAGAGCGGCUGCUCCGAUGUGGACGAGUGCGCCGACCCCAGUAAAAACCGUUGCCACUCUCUGGCCAGUUGCACCAAUGCUGAUGGAGGCUACCUCUGCAUGUGCCCCGCGGGCUACUUUGGGGAUGGCACCCAGUGCGACUUGGCUCCGUGGUCCAGGGUUUGGGAAAAGCUGGACUGUGGCGAGCCGGGGGCAGCGGAGACUGACUUGUGCUUUGACCCUUGUCAGAAUUACACUGUCCUCGACGAGCCCUGGAGGAGUUCCUCCUUCCAAGGUGAUGGCAGUAAUUGCGACAGCAAGAAGAGCGGGUGGUAUCGGUUCAUGGGCAAGGGUGGGGUGCGGAUAUCCGAGACGUGCGUGCCCAUCAACCGGUGCAACACGGCGGCUCCCAUGUGGCUGCGGGGCCGGCACCCCUCCAGCGAGGAGGGCAUCAUGAACCUCACCGCCUGCGCCCACUGGAGUGAAAACUGCUGCUUGUGGAAGACUGAUGUCCUGGUGAAGGCUUGUCCUGGGGACUACUAUGUCUACAAGCUAGGCGAGCCUCCGGUGUGCAGCCUUGGUUACUGUACAGACCCUACCACUACAGAACAGCCAUGCAACCAUUGUCUUGAAGAUGAGGAGUGCAAAUUGCUCAAUGGCACCUGGGGCUGUACCUGCCAAGAAGCCUUCAACAGCUCAGACAUUUCCAGCUUGCAACCCAGAGUGACCUGUGGGACCAAUGUCAUCAAAGUGUCCUUGACCAGAUGCCAACUGGAAGGCCUUGGAUUUCAGAAGACUAUCACGUACCUGAGUGAUAGCAGCUGUGUCGGCUUUGAAGAAAAGGGAAACAGGAGUUUGGUAUCGGUGGAGACCCCGGUCCAAAACGGAACCUGUGGGAAUGUGCUGAAGAAAAAUGGAACACAUGCCAUUUAUAGUAACACUCUCUCUGUGGUCAAUGAGGUCAUCAUCAGAGACACCAAACUCUAUGUCAACUUCCAAUGUGCCUACCCACUGGACAUGAAAGUCAGUCUCGAAACUGCGAACAAACCCAUGGUCAGUUCACUGAAUAUCAGUGUGGCUGAUGCGGGAGAGUUUACAGUGAGAAUGGCCCUCUUCAAAAAUCCAAACUUCACAGUACCAAUCGAAGGAUCGAUGGCUGUGCUGCCUGUGGAGGCCACACUUUAUGUGGGAGCCAUCUUGGAUGAAGGAGACACAUCCAGAUUCAACCUGCUCAUGAAGAACUGCUACGCCACCCCCACUAACAGUUCCAAGGAUCUUCUGAAGCAUUUCAUUAUUCAGAACAGUUGUCCGAACCUGCUUGAUUCUACUAUACAAAUGGAGGAGAAUGGGGAGUCCCCAUAUGGCCGGUUUUCUAUUCAAAUGUUCCAGUUUGCUGGAAACCAUGACCUCGUCUACUUGCACUGUGAGAUUUAUCUGUGCGAUAAACUCACUGAGCAGUGCAAACCAUCUUGCUCAAGGUUCGGCUCCCGGAGUGGGGACAUCAUAGAUCUGGAUCGGGUUUUGGACUUGGGACCCAUUGUCAGGAAAGAUUCCCAGUUUCUCAUAACAAGUGGAGUCUCCAGAAACUUGUGUAAGUAA
Tachyglossus aculeatus (Australian echidna) is the source of this 1944-nucleotide messenger RNA. RefSeq names its product uromodulin-like. Bases 1 to 1944 code for a protein of 647 amino acids. The transcript is spliced from 10 exons. Gene Ontology annotation, biological process: neutrophil migration. NCBI's taxonomy places the organism in Eukaryota, Metazoa, Chordata, Mammalia, Monotremata, Tachyglossidae. Gene Ontology annotation, molecular function: calcium ion binding. Gene Ontology annotation, cellular component: apical plasma membrane; cell surface. The record is from RefSeq and is a predicted model, not a curated record.